UUUGAGUAGUAAUUAAAUAUAUGGUCCUCAGGAGUAAAGGAUUGAUUACCGUCUGCUGCUGCAGCUCUCUCAACUGAAUCUGAUGAUUCAGAGAUGGAGACAAAGUGUAGUUGGAGUUCAUGUGCUUGUCGUGCAUCGAUGGAGCUAAACACUGCAUUGCAUCCAGGUUCUCUACAAAACCAAGAUGUUACUCUUUCUAGUUGUUGUUGUUGUUGCUGUUGUUGUUGUUGCUGCUCCUGCUGUUGUUGUUGUUGCUGCUGCUGCUGUUGUUGUUGUUGCUGCUGCUGCUGUGACUGCCACAUAUCCCUGGCUGGAAGGGUUACAGCUCUUGGCUGAGCAUGUACCUGGUGUUCAAUACCUUGCGGUUGCUGCAAUGACCUCAAUCUACUCAAAAGUGCCCAAAGUCCACUUCUGUAGUCAUCAUCCUGCACUUGUUGAAAUGUUGUUGAAUUUGAUGACUGAACAACAGAACAGGCUUCUGAAGCUGGAUGAUCUGAAGUGCUACACUGAACACUCACUGGGAUGCUUGUGUUCUCAAAAUCAACAACAUGACCAUCAGCAACAACAGCCACUGCACUACCUCGCUCUACUGUCUGAAGGGAUUCCAGGAAUCUACCUCUAUCAUGACUAG
Corticium candelabrum is the source of this 631-nucleotide messenger RNA. RefSeq lists its product as uncharacterized. The record is from RefSeq and is a predicted model, not a curated record. NCBI's taxonomy places the organism in Eukaryota, Metazoa, Porifera, Homoscleromorpha, Homosclerophorida, Plakinidae. The coding region runs from base 185 to 631 and encodes 148 amino acids. The transcript has a single exon.